GGAGGAUUCGGUUUCAAAAGGUGAAGAGAAGCUGGGAAUUAAGAAGGAGGAAGCAUUUUUUGCUGCAGGUCUGAGAAAGGGCAGACUGGCAUGGAGAAAGAGAAGUUCCAGCAGAAGGCUCUGAAGCAAACUAAGCAGAAGAAAUCCAAGUCGGCUGAAUUUCUGAUGGUAAAAGAAGAGAGAGCAGCAACAGAAGGCAUUGAAAAUCCAGCUUUUAACAUCAGCAGCACAGAUCUUUCAGCAUAUCAGCCUUCAGAAGAGAAAGUUAUUAGACAUGACAAGCCAGAUAGCACCCUUGCAGCUCACCAACAAAAACUCGGGCUACAAGCCCAUGCUGAACCAAGAGGAAAUGAAUACAGCAGAAAUUACUUUGACCCGCUGAUGGAUGAGGAAAUAAACCCAAGGCAGUGUGGGAUGGAGGUCAGUGAAGAAGAUCCUGUAAAAUCUGAUGAACAAAUCCUGUACUCUAAACUGAUGAAGCUUCUAGAUGAAGAAAACAAGAUGCUGGACUUCCAAGCAGCCCACGUCGUCAGUGAAGAUUUUCCAGAAUCCGUGAUGCCUGUCAGCUCCAGUAAGGCAUGUGACCUUCACAGGGAGCUUGAAGAUGAAGAGAUUCCUUCAUAUAUUGAACAGUUUGAGAGAGAUGUUCAAGAUGACAUAAUUCUGCUUGGCAGCUUUUCACUGGAACAGCACCACAAGGAAGCUUCUCACCACAAGAAACAGAAGUGGAGAGCCAGGAUUCAUGAACUCCUUCAAAGAUUGGGAAGUCAGCCACUGAAAACAGAAGAGAAUGGAAGGGAAGAAGAAAUGGUAGCCAGCUUUGGUAACCUUGCAAAUGUGAAUACUGGAUUAAAUGGAGCAGCAGCAGGGCCUUGCAAGAAGGUUGACUACUCCAAGAAGUCUCAGUCAAUAGAAAUUCACUUCAAAUGCCUGAGGGGAGUCAAAGAUAAGGUCCCUAAAGGCCACUACACUCUCAAAGUUUCUGUUCUGAGCCGCUUAGGUGGUGGCUUGCUGGAGAGACCUGAACUGAAGGAGCAGCCUCAGGCCAGGACAACGCAGCCUGUUACUCAUGGUGGAAACUUCUACAACACUGAAAUCUAUUUUGGACAAAGUAUCCAGACAGUUCUACCACAUAGAAAAGCUAUGAAGCCAGGAAUGGUACUCCUCUUUGAACUUUUCCUUCUUCGUGGGACCUAUGCUUGGAUUGAUCAAGAAGUAGGAUGGGGAGCUUUUCCCUUAUGUGAUAACAAUUUUAAUGCUUUGGAGGGAAAAUUUAAAUGUCCCUUCCUGAGAGGCCAUUACGACCCUAAAGUUGACAGAUUCAAAAAAAUUGAAAACUUUAUUUCUCAAGACUUGGAUCAUUGGUUAUGCAAUCUCUACUUUCAGAUAACUAAACUGCCACAGGAUUCAGAUAAGCAAAGUAAGUGUGAUAUGCAUCUUCAUCUCCCACCUGAACUUCACAUGUAUUCAAGUGUUGAUGAAAAGAAUGAUGUCUCAGAGAAGGUUGUACAGUCUGGACCGCAAGGGCAACCUCUGACCUCCCCGAAAGAUCCUGACACCCAUAAGGGAAGUAUUCCCACUGUUGUAAAGGAAGUGGAAAAGCAGUUUAAUGCAGCAAAAGGAGGAGAAGUGUGUGUGUCAGAAGAAGCUGGGAGGAAAAGAGAAGAGCUUAAAAUGCUUCCAGCAGAGGAUUACCAAGAUUGCCAUGGCAGUGCAGAUGAGCACUGUGACUUGUUUUGGCCAAAGGAAGUCCAAGGAGGACAUCGCAAGAUCAACUGGAAUAACCCACCCGACCAAUGUCAUGAGGAAAGAUCAGGUCCUGAGAACAAUGCAAGCCAAGAAGAAGAGAAAACAUCUGUAGAGAGCAAUUUUUACCUGGAAGAGUUAGAGAAAUAUACUUUUUCUGUGUGCUGCCAUUCUGCUGCUGAAGUGAAACUGUACCGGCAGGUUGUGGAGCAUUUCCAUUUUGCGGCAUACACAGUCUUUUCAGAGCUGGGAGCCACACACUGGUGCUCCAGGGACUUCUGGCUGCUCACACUGCUAGUAGUUUUGCUUUGGUUCAUGAGACUUUACCUGCAUUAUUUGAGCCAAUGGCUCUUUCUUCAGACCAUCUCAGUUCCUGUUACAAAAUUCCAGCUCUUUCCUCACACUGUUGAACUGUGUUACCAGAACUCAUUGCUGCACACCAGUGAAGAGUUGGUCAUGGUUGUGGUGGGACCCCUAACCUUGAAUGCAGGGCUGCUUCUUAUGGUCCUGAUCAGAUGGGGCUGUCAGCAGCUGUUUGACUCAUUCCCUUCCUUCUUGUCAAAGUUUAUCAUAGCUGUGGGACUAUGGACAGUGCUAGACCCCUUGGCAGUGUUAGUAGUGGAUUCAUUCCUGGGGCGAUUUGGGAACAGUGUAGACAAACCGAUUGCUGAUGCUGCAAAACUCUCCUGGGUCUUUCUAAGAGCUGAGGAGUCAGGGGUUCCUGGUGCUUUAAUCACUGUGAUGCUUUAUACAGUCCUGUUCAUGAUCUCAUCGACAGUAUUGUACCUGUAUUUUUUAAGGCUACAUAGCGAAGGUUGGCUGUUGGAUGUAUUUCGACGUAUUCAUGGUGAGGAAGGCACAUUCUUUGUUCCACUGGAUUUAGAGAUUUCCAGUCAGGAGCUGAGCUACAUUAUGAAGAGGGCUGAGCAAUGGAGAGGAAUCAACGGAGAAAGACGGAUGGUGGCAGUGUCUGAUUACAUCUGGAAGGACCACGCCAGCCAGCCUGGUGUCUCCAGCUGUGACCUCCAGCACCAGGAUGAAAUCCCUGACUCUGCAGCCAGCUUGAAAGGUAGCACCACUGUUCACGUCUCUGUCUACACUGUUCACCUCAGCGGCUUCCAGGAGCUCUACAGGCACUUCCUCCGGCUACCUGAUGGGGCUAUCAUUGAGGCAUUUGGUGAUAUUAGUGAAGAAAAUCUUUUGUGUAAUGAAAUGAACACAGCCCACAAGGAGCACAUAAGUGAGAUGGACAAUGUGCUGUAUACAUUUACACGUAUCAAACUGAGGGAGAGGAAAAAGAGUACAGCAAGGUGGAAAGGAAAUCCAGUUGUCUCUGACAAGAGCUAGUUCCUGCAGUCAUGCAUAUUCCAUGAAGUUGUUUCCAUCCUGAUCCACAUCCAUGGUAUGGUUACUGUCUGAUAGGAUUUAUGUUUCUGACAACCAUAUCUCUGUGUGUAAAGUGUUGUCCUGCAAAUGCUCCAUUUGUAGCUCUUCUAUGGCUUCAACAAGCUUUGCAGUGUGGAGAGCUCAUGGGAUCAGAUCACAUAUCAUGCAAAUAUUAUUAUUUCGUAUGAUUUUUUUUCUUUCCAAAUUGUGGGACACUCCUAAAUUUCUCAGGUUUGCUUGUUCUUGCUUUUUCAAGUUUGCUUGUACCUGCUAGCUGUGGUGGGGAAAAUGUUGCUUUUUUGUCUUUUAAGUUUCAUGACUAAAACAUUGACAGCAUUUUCAGUAAUUAUUCAAAGCACAACACGAUUGUAAUUACAAGACUGCAAAAAUGCCCAGAAGAGGAACAAUGAUGGCUUCAUCUUCCAGUUCUGUAACCAAGUCCCAACAGACUGCAAAAUUUACAGGAUCCCAGAGACCAUUUUUCUGAGGUCUUCGUGAUGGCCAUACCUGCUUCCCCGGGAGCUACAGAAGCUUAAAGCAACCUGGAGGUUAUCCUCAUGCUUUUUUAGUAGUAUUAAAGUUUUGCUCAUUGGUUUGAACCCAUCAGUGCCUAUUCUAUUUAGCUCCAUACAAAUGCAUCAGAAAUUAAGUCCAUGCCACAAAGGCAAGAACUAUGAGAGACAACAGAAGGAGAAGAUGGGAAGGGGAACACAGGCAAGAAAGGUGAAAUCAUUUGUGCAAGGCCACCAAAAUCAGAGGUAAAUGUAGAAAUAUAGGGCAGACUGCCAGUGCCCUGAUUCUUAGUCUUCCCUGUGGUAGGAUACUUUUUGUCCUGAAAAUGCAGUUGGAAAAGGGAAGACUCUCACUUUACUGCUAUUUCGAAUAAUUUAUGUAGAAUGCUGUAAUCUAUUAACUUUAGUAAUCAGUGACAUUUUUCUAGCAUGUAUGAUUUUCUGGUGUCCCUUUGUUCACUCCGGUAUGGAAAAAAUUUUUCAGAUCCACCUACCUUUGCAAGAUCUUACCCAAUAUAUCGAGCAUUGUUGAUUAAUUUUGUUACUUAAAUCUAUGAUUAAUUUUGUUACUUAAAUCUAUGAUUCUAAUCCACCUGAAUAAUCAGGAAUUACAUUAGGUAGUAACCUGAACGUUUAAAUGUCACUCCUGAGAACAGUUUUUCUUUGGGUUUGCAAGACAACAAUCUGGUUUCCAUUUUUUAUUUCUGGUUUAUUUUUCCUCCCCGGUUUAUUUGUGUGCAUGUGCAUAUGUGUGUGGUUAUUUUAUGAGUUACACCCAGACAGAAAUGGUGUUUAAAUCUUCUGAAUAUUUACAAGAACUGAUGCGAUUUGUGUGGCUUCUAUUGCAUCAGAUAUUACUUGGAUGACUUCUCACUGUCAUAACAGGAAUAAAAUUGCCUUUUUAAUAUUUGCUUUGCCUGUUGACCCUUUAAACCGCUGUACAUGACUUUGAAAAAGAAACUAACUGAAAAGAAAUCAUUCAGUCUCAGAAUUUUUCUGUGGAUUUUUUCUACCUGAGCAGCAUUGUUCUUUUCACCAAUUACCCCAGAUUUUGGGGUAAUACCAAUUACCCCACAAUAAUUAAUGACACACACAAUAUGGUGGAGGCUGCUGGGAUUGCCUGUUUUCAUGACUGUCCUGUGCUGUGAAUUAAGAUGGUGAUCUGUAACCUAUUGCAGUUCCUGGGCGACUGUACCAAGAAGACAGCAUGCUGUGGGCAGCAUCAUACUAUGUGCAUCUUCUUGGCCUCAGUUUUGUCUUUCAACAUGACUGACUAUAAUGGUAAUAAUCCCUCUGGGCAAUAUUAAUGCCCCAGGUUUCCCACCACUGAGUUAUGAUAUCCAGUCUGGUUCUGUGAGAUUUUGACUUCAGUGUUGGUAAUACAGUGUUGGUAGUUAGCCUGAUGGCAGGACUGACUUUAUGUGCGGAACCACCAUACCUUCAGUUCUAAUAGGAUUGUGCUGACUUUUUAGCAAAUGUGGAUCUGGUCCUGAGAUCUGCAUGAGGGACUUGAUUGACCACUUUUAUUCCCUCAGUUAUAUUGGAAUGUCUACACUGACUUUCAUCUAAUCUGGGAUGUAAAAUUCUGUAAUUACAUAUUUGUGAAAGCUGAAUUUAAAGUAUGCUUAAAUAUUAAGUAGAUCUACCUUACUUUUUACCCAGUAAAUGUAACAUCCUUCCUAUUAAUUUUGAUUACUUGCAUCCCAUGAGUUCCCAUGAUUGUUGGUCAAUAUACAGUGGGGGGCAUUGGCUUUGAAAUUGUUUUCUGAAGUGCUCUUAUCAGCAACACCAUCCAUAAUGCUCAGUUAUAGCUGGAUAGUAAUUGCCUGUCUAUGCAGUGUUCCUUUACAACAGUUUUCUCCUGUGUAGCUAUAUAUAUGUAGUCAUUACUGAAAAGUGUAAAUAAAGAAUCCUUUUAGUGGUGUAGUUUCCCUGGGUACCUACUGUGCUCUUAUUAUCUAAAACAUACUCCCCAUCUGUAGUUCUAUUCUAUUAAAGGAUAAAGACAUAACUAUGAAUUAAAAAUUAAAAUGCUUGUUGCAGAUUGGAGAGCAAGGUCUAAUAGAAUAUAUCUGGUGCUAGGCUCACAGUACAGUAGAUAGAUUACACUAAGCACCAGUUAAGCAAGGGGAUGAAAAAUGAGUGAUUUUCAUCAUUCAGUUAAAUAUAGUGCUAAGUGGUAUGUGCUAGCAUUAAAAGCAAAUUACUUAGCACUUCACCAAUCACAGCAUGAGAGCAUUCCAUUGGAAACAGUAUUUCCAGUGAUGCUCAGUCCUCAGUUUUAUUAAAUAAAUCAGCUGGUAAUGCUUAAGGAAGCAGUAGAAGACAUAUUGUUAUGGUAAUAUAAAGAUUAAAAAUGUAAAAAUAAAGAGACACAGUACCUCAUUUUAAUUAAAUGUGCUAAGAAAACCUCCCUCUCUCUUAACAACAAAACUCCAAGGUGCUGGCAAAUCUGUAAUUUCCUGUACUUUUUUUAGGUCUUCCUUUCUUCCUAAUGAAUAUGACCUUUCUUUUUUUUCUUCUUUAUAAUGACAUCUUUUUUUCUCAUAAAUCUGAUGACAUGUCACUGAACAUUUUGAUGAGCUUUUCUGAUUCCCUCCUAUAUCUCCUUGAUAGGAUAUUAUUAUCCAGUAGUCUGAAGAUAGGGAGCCUAAUCCUCAGCACAGGUACUUUUUGACUGCUCAGUUAAAGACAACAGAGAUGUGAGAAUUUACAGCACGAGAGGGUUUGACAUUGCAGCCUACCUUUAUAUCCCAUAGCAACAUUAUUUCCUCCACAGCAAUGGUCAUUGGGAGACGGUCAAAUCUGCUGUCUGAACACACAGAAGAUGUGAGUAGUUGUAAACUUUCCUGAAUUUCAGACCAGUCCUAAGCCACCGACUCCUCCUAAACAAGAGUCAUCUAUUAGGAGCUACACAACAAAACUCCUGAGAAUGACACAUGUGGAAGAUGGUCCAAAGUCUGAGCCACAGCUGCAUCUUCACCAGCAUGAUCAAAUAUUAGAAGAAGAGAAAAUUAAAGUUCAGGUAUAAAAAUUACAAGAUUGGGGAGCCUAUGUAUGAAGUUAUCUUGAGUUCUUCAUUUCACCCCAGCGUCAUUCUAUGUGGAAUCCUA
Neopelma chrysocephalum (saffron-crested tyrant-manakin) is the source of this 6757-nucleotide messenger RNA. RefSeq names its product orofacial cleft 1 candidate 1 (gene OFCC1). Bases 91 to 3093 code for a protein of 1000 amino acids. Gene Ontology annotation, cellular component: perinuclear region of cytoplasm. The record is from RefSeq and is a predicted model, not a curated record. Lineage: Eukaryota; Metazoa; Chordata; Aves; Passeriformes; Pipridae. The transcript has 22 exons.